AUGGCUUCUAAUUCCGAAGCUGCCGAUAUUCCGGAACUUACCAAACUGGCACGCGACCUAUAUCUUACAUGCAAUUCUAUCUCCGGAGAUGCCCCUGACGGCUUCAACCAGCUUGUGGCUAGUCUGGCAUCCCUGCAUAGCGUGUUUCAAACCCUGAGAGAUGAUGUCAGCACCAGGAAGUUCGAGCUCGCGGAGUCAGAUGACGAAUGCAGGCAUACUCUAUAUCGGUGCCUACAUUCUUGCUCAGGGACCUUACAGCAGUUGAAGGAGGUGGUCGACAUGUAUCGAAAUACAGGUUUUGAAAACGGAAGGCAGCUAUGGCAGUCCAUAGAUUGGAUGACACAGCAAGCAUUUAUCGACGAUCUCAAGUCCAAGAUUGUGGCUCAUACAUGCUAUUUAGGCGUAUGUGUCGGCUCUCUUACCAAACCGUCUUUAGGAAGAACUGAAAGUUCGGCGACAAAAGAUUCGGCAAAAGACUUACCUCCACCAACUCCUUCAUCUUGGCAGGCACAUGACGACGUCUCGCCUAUAUCAGUAUCAGUAUCGACGCCUCGCCAGCAGAACGUCUUUAUACUAGCAGAACUGGAUGGCACGGAACCCACCAGGCCAAAUCCUGCCGCUACACAACCCUCAUGUCCGCCAGAAGAGCCCUCUCAUGUUUCGGCUUCCUCCGAAUCCGUUGUUUCGGGACACUCGGACACGUCUAGCUUCACAGCUACUACGUACACUUCCCCUACUAGUCCAGCUUCAUCAACUUUUAGCCCUCCACAAUCAAUUGUUUCAGAGGCUUUUUCGACGGAGAAAGAAGUGGUUUGGGCUCGUGGACCAGGAUCUGGGUUCUCAAAUAUACAGAAUCAAGGGCGAAUUCAACGGUCAACCUCAAUAAAACCAGGCGAGUCAACGCCGUGGGGUAGCCCUGGCCAUUCAGGAGCUGAUGCAAUACAAGAACUCCACCGACGGCAACUGCGAGAGCAGAUCUUCCGAUCGCUGCGAUGUGAACCAUGCGAUAAAACCCAUCAGCCUGACGCAGAACUUCUCGCAAAUUUUGAUCACAUAACCCACAAGGAAGAGCGAGCUCAGCAACUCACUGCUAGAUGCUGGCUGUUGGUUGCUCUAUGGUGGCUUCUGAAGGCCAGGACAGCCAUUGCAAAUAGCGAAAGAUCAACGCUUGCAAGCACCAGAGGCAGCGUGAGCCCGUCUGCGCUGUCAUGUAACUCAAGUCACCAGGCAUAUGUGGAUCUUCUGAAAGCGUCAUAUAUCCUAUAUGACAUAGUCUUGAAUUGUGACAACCCACAGCUGCUCUUGGAGGAUGAAAUCAGAAAAAUGAUCUCAGAUCUGUCAGACGGUCUCAAAGAAGACUUUGGGCAAUUUAGCGCUGUUGAUAUCCCUGACUACGCUGCCAUCCACUCGCAAAACCUCGACUUCUGGGAACCUUUACAGCCUGAAGAAAUGAUUGGGAGGGAUGGCCAACCAGCUAAACCAGGAAACUUCUGCUAUAUCACGGUAGAAUUGGAAGAUGCUGGUAAAGAGGAUGAGAAAGUUCUUUUCCGGACUUUUGUGAAUGCAGGAAUUGGGACUAAGAAGCUCCGUAUGCGAUCCAGAGGAGCUCCAUACAUGCUGCUUCUGUCCACUAAGUAUGGUGAAAGCGAGCCCAAAAUCACCCUCUGCAACCAGUACGGCACAUUCUGCCUACAGCGAGACUUGGCACCAGGGGAUCUGGCUCAGUUAAUUCAGGUAUCAAAUGCGUCACUCACCAAUCUAUCCGUGCCAAAGCCAACAGAACCCGUGACACUGAAGUUCGACACAAUGAGUUUGUCGGUUUCGUUUCAAUACAUGUCAGAUAUCAUGCAAGUGAUCAGUAUGCCUAAAGCAUACUUUGAUGCUGUCCAAAUACGGGAGCCGCUUGAUUCUGAUCAAUUCACUGAGACAGUCAUUUUCAAGAGUCCAGCCGAAUCAGUUGAGCAAUUGAGAAUGCCUAGCCUGGUAUCGACUAGUCCACCUACAGUGCACAGAUCCUGCGAAGUGCGCAUCUUGCAAAGGUCUUUUGGCGAGGCGUGGCGCUCUAUCCGACGCAUGGUCAUCAGCUCUUCAGCCGCUGACAAGCCUGGGCAGACUACCGAAUUCUUCAUGCCUCUGAGCCAUGUACAAGUCAGCCGUACGACGGCUUCAGGCUUCAUUUUGCUGAAGUGGUCAGACACUGGUCAGGAGAGAUCCAGCAAAACAGAUGGGAACUACCAUCCACUGUUCACUUACAUCUACGACAGUAGCAAUCCAAACAUAGGUCUUGGCAUCCAAUUCCGCUUACAAGAGGCAGUGGAUGAACUGGAAAAGGUUGUUCUGGGUUUAAGCACAAAGCCUGCAUUCACCUGGUCUCAGGCCAAAAGCUCAGGCCAUGUAUAUGAGGUCGCUGACAUUGCGCCGGACGAGAAACGCUACAAGGCGGUGAUGGUAUGUCGAACUCGCGCGGAUUGGAAGCAGUGCAGUCUACAUUACCUCUUUAGGGAUAUGGACUAUCUGUAUGACCAUUCUAAUCUCCGUGUGAGGUUUCCCCGUGCAUUAUCCGCCACUUAUAUAUCAUCACACGUUGACCAGUUGUACCGGGCUGAUCACCGAGUGUUUUUCUCUCACUGCGAAAAAGAGCUGAGGGAUACGACAGUGGAGUUCAAUGAAGAGAGCGUACUGAUGGCGUUCAUGUCCUCGCUUGCAUCAACAUACAAGCUGGUCUUCUCCAGAAGAGCCACAUCCCUCAUGACCAAAGACAAACUACUAAUUCUCGGUCCUAAAAAGUCGGUUAAAGGAGACUCGCAAGUGCAGCUAUGGCGCGACGGAAAUACCAUUCGUCUUGCUUCGCGUUGGGGCGACCAUAUAAUGGACAGGUGGCUCACAAUGACCAUACCGACAUCAGAACCAUCCAGAGCAGGAAAUCAAGUCAGCUUCUCCCCAAGCAGCUACUCACGGGGGAUGGUCCUCAACAUGACAAAGAUUGCAUCAGGGGCAGCCAAAAAUUUAAAUAGGGAGCACAAGACGGGGCCAAUUACCAUCACCUUUCCCAAUCUAAAAGACCGGGAAGAAUUUGUUGCGGUCAUAACGGACAACCACCUGAAGUAGACAACAAAGCUUACAGGAUCAAGUUAAGGCGUUGUAUCUGGUGCGAUAAUUGCGUGGGACCGAUAAUCCAAGAUCAACAGUUAUAGCAAAAGGAGCAUGUGCUGUGCGGGCCACGUCCCCACCAGGAGGACGAGGAUAACCAUGGAUCUCACAAACCCAAUUUGGACACAAUAUACCAGGCAACCCAAACAAUAAAAACAUACAGUAUAUAGUACGAGAGGCAGCAUUUAGCAACCAAG
Messenger RNA from Aspergillus welwitschiae, 3347 nucleotides. RefSeq lists its product as uncharacterized. Lineage: Eukaryota; Fungi; Ascomycota; Eurotiomycetes; Eurotiales; Aspergillaceae. Bases 1 to 3108 code for a protein of 1035 amino acids. The transcript is spliced from 6 exons. The record is from RefSeq and is a predicted model, not a curated record.